Trypanosoma brucei brucei TREU927 is the source of this 849-nucleotide messenger RNA. RefSeq lists its product as hypothetical. Bases 1 to 849 code for a protein of 282 amino acids. The record is from RefSeq and is a predicted model, not a curated record. Lineage: Eukaryota; Euglenozoa; Kinetoplastea; Trypanosomatida; Trypanosomatidae. The transcript has a single exon.
AUGAAAGAGUAUGGGACACUUAUGUUUUUUUCUUUGGCGGGGUUGAUAUUGUUUUUGGCUUUUACAGAAAGGGUGGAGGCUGUCAAAUGUGUUAGAAUCCAAAAGGAUGGAGAGGUUGAUGAUAAGGUGGCUGUGAUGAAGGCUAAUGAUGACCUCUUGGUAAAAAAUCAUAAGUGGAUGAUAUGCAACAGGAGCGAAAGAAUAGGUGGAGCAAAUGAAAUGUUAUGGCUUUGUGAUAUUUCAAGCGAUGAGCAACCAACAGACCUCAUUACAAACAGAUUCAAUUGGAGUAGUGGAGGUGAUAUAUCCUUUUGUAAAAGGAAAGUGCAUGAGAGACGGAUGGAGCUAGACCGUGAAGCCGAACAGCUACGGGGGCGAAUUGGUGGGAAAGACAAGGAAGUUGUGCGCCUUCGGGCAGCGUGCACACAGGUGGAUCGAGAAAAGAAACAGUGCGAAGAGGAUAUUGGGAGAAUGGCUGGUUCCGAAGGCAAGGUAAGGAGCCUUCAGGAUGAAAAAAAACGAGUGGAUGCACUUUUUAAACAGGAAGAAAAAGAGUGUGAAAACAGGAAAAUAUGGACAGAGGGGAAUUACAAAGAGAGAUUGGAGAAAGUCUUAGAUGAAAUUCAAUACGUUAAGAGAGCAAUAGAGCUGAAGGAACAACAGCUGGAAAAACUUGGAAAUAAUAAUUGUCCCGCAUGUGACGCUGGGACUUGUUGGGAUGAUGUGCACAUAAAGGAAAAUUUGGAUAAAUUAUAUGGAAAAGAUGGAUGGAAAAAAUCAGGUGUUAAAUGCGGGGUGUCACAUGAGGGUAAUGAGGAGAGUAAUUCAAAAUAUAAUGAAAACAUGUAA